This is a messenger RNA of Solanum dulcamara, 1211 nucleotides long. RefSeq lists its product as uncharacterized. Lineage: Eukaryota; Viridiplantae; Streptophyta; Magnoliopsida; Solanales; Solanaceae. The transcript has 3 exons. The record is from RefSeq and is a predicted model, not a curated record. The coding region runs from base 85 to 1053 and encodes 322 amino acids. Gene Ontology annotation, molecular function: hydrolase activity.
CUUUAUAAAUUAAAGCAGAUCAACUCUAAAGAGUGAUCAUCUAAAGGCAAGUAAAUUUUCACGUAGAGGGACAGAAAGAGUGAGAUGGAGGAGGUUGAACACAAGACAAUGAGAGUGAAUGGGAUAAACAUGCACAUUGCUGAAAUGGGCCAAGGCCCAAUAGUCCUAUUCCUUCAUGGCUUCCCGGAACUAUGGUACUCGUGGCGCCACCAAAUGCCGUUCAUGGCAUCUCACGGAUACCGGGUGGUGGCCCCAGACCUCCGUGGUUUCGGAGAUACCACGGGAGCACCCAAAGGUGACUUCACGGAGUUCACCACCCUCCAUGUUGUUGGUGACCUUGUGGAACUCCUUAACAUCAUUGCCCCUAACCAGGAGAAGGUGUUUCUAGUUGGCCAUGACUGGGGAGCUAUGAUUGCUUGGUCUAUGUGUUUGUAUAGGCCCGAUAAGAUCAAGGCCCUUGUGAAUAUGAGUGUUCCAUUCGUCCCAAGAAACCCGAUUUCAAAGCCCAUUGUAGUUCUGCGCGCUACUUAUGGAGAUGAAUACUACAUUAUAAGAUUCCAGGAGCCGGGAGAAAUAGAAGAAGAGUUUGCUCAAUUAGGAACCAAGACAGUGUUGGAGAAGCUACUGACUAACCGAAACCCUGAACCAUUAAAGUUGCCUAAAGGAAAGCCAUUUGAUGAAAGUCCAGUCAUAUUGCCCCCUUGGCUCACUGAAAAGGAUGUUGAUUACUAUGCUACCAAAUAUGAGCACACUGGCUUCACAGGUGGAUUGAACUAUUACAGAGCACUUGAUCUAAACUGGGAACUGACAGCACCAUGGACAGGGUCGAAAAUAGAAGUACCAGUUAAGUUCAUAGUGGGAGAUUUGGACAUAACUUAUAAUGCAGCAGGAGUCAAGGAUUAUAUACACAAGGGUGGGUUAAAGAAAGAUGUACCUUUGCUAGAAGAUGUGGUUAUCUUGAAAGGGGUAGCACAUUUUCUUCAACAAGAAAAGCCUGAUGAUGUUAACAAACACAUCUAUGUCUUCUUCCAGGGCAUUUCUUCCUCUGAUUGAAACUUUUUUUUUUUUUUUUGCUGAUUGAAACUUCUGCACUUUGAAGUUACAUAAAACCAGAAAAUGGAGUUGUACAAGAAUCAUUUCAUACGCUUUAACAAAUUCUUGUACCCACCCCGUGUAUCCUUUUCCAAAUAGUAUCAUCUAACCUAAAUGAA